Molecule: messenger RNA, 1044 nt
Organism: Parnassius mnemosyne (clouded apollo)
Lineage: Eukaryota; Metazoa; Arthropoda; Insecta; Lepidoptera; Papilionidae
Source: the annotation of a GenBank genome assembly
AUGGAACAAAAACUCUCAAUUGAUGAACAGAUGUGUGCCACGAAAGUGGCACACUUCAUGAAGCAGUAUUUACCUAAUAAGCCCCAUAAGUGGGGGUUUAAAUUAUAUGUGAUGUGCAGCGUGAAAGGUUAUGCUCAUAAAUUUGAAAUAUAUACUGGCCAAGAGAAUGAACGGCUUCCAGAUGAACCAGAUUUUGGGCCAGUGGGAAAUGUUGUAGUCCGGCUUGCUAGAGGUGUCCCAAGGCAUAUAAAUCAUAUAAUUUAUUUUGAUAAUUUUUACACCUCUGUACCUUUAGUUACCUAUCUUGCCAAACAAGGAAUCUAUAGCCUAGGUACUGUCCAAUCUAACAGGCUAGUGAACUGCAAACUGCCGGACAAAAAAACAAUGAUGAAGAAAUCUGUUCCUCGUGGAACUUAUGAAGAGCAGAUGACUGAAUUUGACGGUAUUGAUGUGACAGCAGUUACUUGGAAGGACAAUAAAGUUGUAACUUUUCUAUCUUCGUAUGUUGGAGCUGAACCUGUGGGCCAAGUAGAAAGAUUUGACAAGGCAAAUAAGACUAGAAUUAAAAUUUCAUGCCCACAUAUAAUUAAGGAAUAUAAUGCCCAUAUGGGUGGAGUGGACCUAAUGGAUAGCUUUAUUGGGAGGUACCGAAUUGCAAUGAGAAGCCGAAAGUGGUAUCUUCGUAUCUUUUACCACUUAUUGGACAUGACGGUAAUAAAUUCUUGGCUUGUGUAUAAAGAUUUAAAAAUAACUGAAGCCAAUUCAUCAGUUCUAAACUUAUGUCACUAUAGACUGGAACUAGCUGAGGUAUUAGCCAAAGUAAAUAACUCAUUUGAACUCUGCAACAAAAGAGGAAGGCCAAGUACCAGCAACAGUGUUGAAAUGGAAAUACAAGCAAAGAAAAGGAGAGGACCAGCUCAACAUAUUCCUCCUAAGGACAUAAGAACUGAUAAUGUUGGUCACUGGCCUGGUAAUUGUGUUCGCAGCAGAUGCAAAAUGCCUGGAUGCAAGGGAUACACGCAAACAAGGUGUGAGAAGUGUUGA